Adineta ricciae is the source of this 5028-nucleotide messenger RNA. NCBI's taxonomy places the organism in Eukaryota, Metazoa, Rotifera, Eurotatoria, Adinetida, Adinetidae. The record is from the annotation of a GenBank genome assembly.
AUGUGGUACUCAUGUCAUCUCGUUUUUUCGUUAAUCCUUUCGUUCAUUGGCAAUCCAGUUGUAGGUUCAUUCUUCAACCAGUUGACGUUUUGUCCAAAUGCAACGUGGAACCCAAAUGGUAUUACAUUCGCCAACAAUAUCAACGACUUAUUUGGUCUAUUUGUUGACAUCAACAAUAUUAUCUAUGCCACUUCACAACGUUCCAAUACAAUCUACAUAUGGUCUGGAAAUAGCAGUAAUCUUAUUCACACGUUAUCUGGCAAUUUAAAUAGUCCAGGCGCUGUAUUUGUCGCAAACAAUGGUGAUAUAUAUGUUGACAAUGGUAAGAACAGUCAACUUCUGAAAUGGACGUCAAACGGAUCACAGAGUGAACUCGUCACAAAUAUCAGUGCGCAAACUCUUGGAAUUUUCAUUGAUCUCAAUGACACUUUAUAUAUAUCCUAUGAUGAUCUGCAUGAAGUAGUGAAAAUGUCAUUAAGCAAUGGAUCGAGCCCAUUGGAAACUGUUGCUGGAAAUAGUACUGCUGGCUCGGACGCGUAUUCGCUUAGUCAUCCAAACGGAAUUUUCGUUGAUUCCGAAUUUUCGCUGUAUGUGGCCGAUGCUUUCAAUAAUAGAAUUCAAAAAUUUGCAGUCGGACAAAGAAAUGGAACAACCGUAGCUGGGAAUGGAACAUCUGGAAGUUUCCAGCUUACUAUGCCAACAGGAGUCUUUAUCGAUGGGGGUGGUUAUUUAUUUAUUGUAGAUACAUCGAAUAAUCGUAUUAUUGGUUCGGGACUUUAUGGUUUUCGAUGUAUUGUUGGAUGUUCUACUCCGGUGGCAGGUUCGCUGUCCAAUCAACUGAAUGCACCACGAACGCUUGGUUUUGAUAGUUAUGGAAAUAUUUUCGUUUCUGAUCGCUCUAAUCAACAGAUUCAAAAAUUUAUCUUAAUGACUAAUUCUUGUGCCAUAGAAACCACUACAACACAAGGAGUACCUGUUAAACAAACUACAAUCACAACUGGAUUACUUCAAUCUUCACCGUUAUCAUCAAUAUCAUACAAUCUAAGUACAGUUUCAUUAUCAGUCAUUAAUCAGAGUAACUCCGGUUGUUUUCCACCUAUCGUGACAUUGAUUCCAAAUGUUUCAACAUUGCUAUCGCCAUUACAGUUUCAAUACAGCAAAGAUAUUUAUAUCAGUUCGAAUAUCCAACCCAGUUGUAAUCAAUCUUUAGCCAUACAAACACAAUGGACUGUGUUCAAUUGUUCCCGUAACUGUUCAUCUUUAGUUCAAAUCAAUCCAACCAUUGUCACAACUCACAGUGAUCUCUUUAUUCCUGCUAAAAGUUUACCCAACGAAAUUUAUGAAUUUAAGUUGACUGUCACUCUAGUUUCUUCAUCCAGUUUAAUUGGAUUGAGUUCUGCUUAUAUUCAAAUCAUUCCAACAGGCAUCACAGUUAAUCUUUUUCAAUUUGGAACGUCAUCGAUUACAUUCGGUUAUGCUACAGAUCUACUCCUGGAUCCCGGAGCAAAUUCAAUCGAUCCUGAUGAAAACAUAUUCAAUGCUUCCAACUGGAUGUAUGAAUACUAUUGUCGCACACUGGAUUCUGAAAGUUUCCCAAGUAUAAAUGGUUCAUUACUGACAAUCGAUGAUCCUCGAAGUCUUGUAUUCAAUUCAUCGUGUUUCUUCAAUAGAUCAAAUAUUGGAGUUGUUUCAUUUCCUUCAUCAUCGCUACGAAUUCUCUCAAGAUCGCUUCGUCCUAAUCAAACAUAUCAAUUCAUGGUGAAAAUGCUAUCCAUUUACAAUACUUCUUCAUCAGCCAUUGGUUAUUUACUUGUUCAAACUGUUGAUUACAACACUCAAAUCGUCGCUGUUGGCUGUGUAAUAUCAACAAUGUGCGCGUCAAACCUGGAAUUUCAACUAAUCAAUCCUACAACACAAGUGGCUUUGUUUUCUCUUUGCAUUGACAAUUGUCAAACAAGUGUUAAUAUCACAUGGAAUAUCUAUUAUAGUCUGACUAAUAGAUCAUCGAAUCUUAUUUCAUGGAUUAGAUGGAAUCAGACGAAUGCCUAUGAAAAUAUUUGGCUGUUUGGUAUGAAUACAAGUAAUUUCACUGUGGCAAAAGAAAUCUUUUUCGUCAAUCCUCAAAUUAUUUAUUGGAGAUUUGAAGUUAUUUAUUCAUCGUUGAAUGGAAUAGGUGUGAGUGCUUUGAAUUUUCUCAUCAACGCACCACCUCGAAAUGGAUCUUGUUCUAUUAAUCCUCUUAAUGGUACAACAAUGACUCUAUUUACAAUAACAUGUUCCAACUGGCUCGAUGAGAAUAGCAUCAACGAUUAUUCGCUCUAUAGUUACAACCAAAAUGAAUCCAACGCCAAUCUUGUCGCUUUCAGUUCUGUACCUAUGUUUCAAGUUCGAUUACCAGCCGGAAGCAACACUACAUCGAGAUUGAAUCUGUUUGUGAAGAUUCAAGACACAUUGAACAGUUAUACUGAUUUCAAUCUCACAUCAGUUCUCAUCGUUCAAGAUACGACAAUCUUGAGUGAUCUCAUAGAUAGUUUUCGAAAUAGGACAAACAUAUCCACAAAUCAUCUCUUCUCUCAGCUACUUUCGACCGGAGAUCAGAAUACUGUCGAACAAAUUAUCACUAUACUUUCACAAGAAUUAAACCAAAUCAAUAACGAACAACUGCAGAAUGCUGUUACUAAAGAUAUACCUGUUGCCAGUGUUUUUGUUUCGCCACUCGGAGAAUCCAGUUUUUCGAGCAAUUAUGUGUUACCGAAUGCAUCAACAAUGCUCUAUUUCAAUAAACAAAUGAACACAUAUGCUACCAUUCGAGAAUAUCUCAUGACUACUCUCACAAAUCUUCCGAUUAUACCUACUACAAAGGGAAUUACAUUGCAAGCAUCAACCAUAGCUCAACUAACUCAAUCAACUAAUCAGCUUACACGACUGCUUUCGACAAACGCCUCAGCAAAAUGUCAUCAACUAGCACAGAAACUGUACUUAAUAAUGAACAAGAUCUCCUACGAAGACACUCAAGCAGCAGUUCAAUCAAUUGCUACAUGUGUUUCUAAUGUUAUGACUGCGAUUAAUGGACCAUUGCAACAACGAAUAACGACUCUUGAUUUAGAUUUCUCUCGUGCGAAUGAAUUUCCUUACGAUUAUGAUACAGAUGUUGAAUUUAAAUGGUCUGAUCUGAAAUUCUUUGCUGACGGAAAUGAUUAUUCGUGGCAAACAAUACAGAAUGGCCGAAAUUUCUACUAUCAAAAACAAACGGCUAAUCAAAUCGACGCUCAGUCAACGGAAACUCUCUCAUUACUCACAAAAAUCUUACAAACUCACAUAAACAUCGGUCAAAAUUGUACAAUAAACACUUCAGCAUUAUUUCUCUCACUGGAAACCAUAUCAGUUGCUUCGCUCUCGAAUAAACUCGUUCAAUUAACAGAAAACGCACAAGUUCACCUUCCAUCAUCACUUGCCAAUAUCAAUUCUACAACAAUUUCUAUUCGAUCAUUAAUACAACCAUUAGCCAUUGCUGAUCAAUCAAAUACAAAUCUUUCUCGAUCUCUUUCCUUUUCAAUAUUUGAUCGGAAUGGAAAUGAAUUGACAAUUCAAACCAAUCAAUCUAUUAAAUUAAUCAUUCCUCGAGAUAAAAACUUUGUUCUUCCACCGAUGAGUUUACAAAAUGUUACAGCAAUCAAUUCUACUGCUCGACAUCUUCUAUUUAACUGGCACUACAUUAAUCUAAAUCAAUUUAAACCAAAUCUGUCUGUAUCACUUCAUCUUGAAAUGGAACCUUUAAAUACAAGUCUAGCUUAUUUCUUGGCCUACAAAUUUGAUAGUUCGAGCAAUACAAUUGCAGGUUGGACACUCUUUUGUCCAUACAAUCUGACAAAUGAUAGUUAUUACAUUUAUUUUCUUGACAAUCAACAGACAGCUAACCAUCAAUCAGUGAUAUUUGGUUUACGAGAAAUGAAUUCUUUCGAACUAAUUACAUUUUGUUCGAAUCGAUCAAACAACACUCUGCCCGUACCAACAGAUCCAUUUGUAUUCUCUUCCAACUAUAAUCUUCGUACUUAUGUUUCUGGUUGUUAUUAUCUUGAUUCCAAAAAUAACUGGCAAUCAGAUGGAUUGAUAGUGGGAUCACGAACAAAUCAUAAUGAAACUGAAUGUUAUUCGAAUCAUCUCACAACAUUUGCAGGUGGUUUUCUUGUUUUACCUGCGCCAAUCAAUUGGGAUUAUAGCUUUUCCAAUACGGAUUUUCUUCGAAAUAAAACUGUCUAUGUUGCAAUUGUUUAUGUCUUCACUAUUUAUAUCAUAUUGCUGAUCUAUGUACGUUAUGAAGACAACAAAGAUAUGCAAAAACUACCAUUGAUGAUGGUGAUUGAUAAUCAGAAAGAUACAAUAUUAAAAUUGAAAGUACAAUUUAUGAUGUUGGGAAAGAAGAAUGAGACAGAAAUUCGUUCAUUUAUUCAAUCACAUCCCAAAAUCUUCGAACAUUCUGGUGUUGAUUCAUUUCUGAUCGUUGUUUCCAGAUCAUUUUGUUCAUUGAACUGUAUUUAUAUCUGGCAUGACAAUAGUGAAAUAGAAACAUUCAAUUUCAUUUUUGAACAAUGGAUAGCUGUUGCAGAAGACAAUGAACGAAUCAAACAGAUUUCGAAAGUGGCAAAUGAAGACCAAGCACAACAGUUUUCUCACCUUCGAACUAUACAAAAGCAUCACUAUUUGGCUGAAGGAUAUCCUCGAUUUUCGAUUAUUUUGCAUUCGCCGUCGAAGGAAUUCACACGAGUUCAACGUUGUAGUUUUUGCUUAACUUUACGUUUCGUGUUGGCGUCAUUGAAUGCUCUCUACCAUGAUCAAAUGGAACAGAUAAACACAAAAAAGAAGACGGACAGUCUCGGUACACUCUGCGAUUCUCUCGAUAUUAGUUCAGAACAGAUUAGUAUCCAUGUCAUGAUUCAGUUGAUGUUGUUCUUUCGGCGCGUGCGAACAUCGCGAAAUACAAAUGAAUCAUUGAUUGCUGAAUUCUUUUCAUCGAUAUUUCUCAUUUAA